Molecule: messenger RNA, 315 nt
Organism: Dovyalis caffra
Lineage: Eukaryota; Viridiplantae; Streptophyta; Magnoliopsida; Malpighiales; Salicaceae
Source: the annotation of a GenBank genome assembly
AUGAAAUUACCUCCGGACAUGAUGUCUAUUUCAUUUUCAAGGACAACAGUCUCCUCCAGAUCUUUCUCAAUUGGAAUCCCAGCCUUGGUUCUUAGAGAAAAAUCUCUUGCUUUAGUCUCUUCUUCGGUCACACGCAUAUUCAAAUCAUUUGGAUGUCUUAAACAAGCACUACAACCAACUGAACGCCUUUCCACAUUUAAACUCUUCGUGUUUUGGAUCUCAACGAAUUCAGAUUCCUUAGGAUUAGAGCUAGCACCAUUAGUCUAUGAAACACAACAACCAGGCUUCAGGCCAGAGCUGGCAGAAGCCAGGUAG